Hippopotamus amphibius kiboko is the source of this 4800-nucleotide messenger RNA. It is a transcript of the gene BAHD1, whose product is annotated as bromo adjacent homology domain containing 1. The record is from RefSeq and is a predicted model, not a curated record. The transcript has 7 exons. NCBI's taxonomy places the organism in Eukaryota, Metazoa, Chordata, Mammalia, Artiodactyla, Hippopotamidae. Gene Ontology annotation, molecular function: chromatin binding. The coding region runs from base 366 to 2702 and encodes 778 amino acids.
AGCAGGAAGGAGGGCGGCGGAGGCUCCGCUCUCGGGGAGUUUGUGGGGGAACCGCGAGCGGCGUAGCGGAUCCCGGAGCCCGGCCCCCGCCGCCCGCCCGUCCGGCUGCCUGCCCCGCCCGUCCGGCCCCCGCCGUCCGCCCGCCCCGGCCAGGCGCGCCCGCCCCCCCCGACGGCCCCGCCCGGCCGCGGCCCCCGCUCCGCCCGCCCGGCCCCGGCCCCCAGGAGGAGGCGCUGACGCAGCAGCGUGGAGCCCGGGAAUUGAGCGCCCCCGGGGGGUUCCAGCCGCCGGAUUCCAGCCCGGCCAGGGCCUGCGGGCGCCCAGAGCCGCGCCGUCCGCGCCGCCGUCCCGAUUGGAGGUACUCCAUGACACACACGCGGAGGAAGUCUCUUCCCAUGCUGAGUUCGGGCCCCACGGGCCACCGGGAGCCCCUGCAGAUGGAAGGCAGCAGUGUGGAGCAGGGGGCAGAGGGUGUGGAGCCAGGUCCUCCUGAGAGCCCAGGGCACCUCAUGGGGCGCCGCAAGAACUACCCACUGCGGAAGCGCCCAUUAGUUCCUGAGAAGCCCAAGGCCUGCAAAGUGCUGCUGACCCGCCUGGAGAAUGUGGCCGGUCCACGGAGCGCGGAUGAGGCCGAUGAGCUGCCCCCCGACCUGCCCAAGCCCCCUAGCCCGGCUCCAUCCAGUGAGGACACCGGCCUCCCCCAGCCCCGCAAGCGGCGCCUGGCCUCCCUCAAUGCCGAGGCCCUCAAUAACCUGCUGCUGGAGCGGGAAGAGGCCAGUAGCCUGGUGGGCACCCGCCGCAGCCGAGGGGGAGACCCCCACCGCAGCCGGGACCGGGACCGGGCCACUGGAGGCUGGGCUUCCUCCAAGAAGCGUCCCCGGCUGGGGGACCUUGGAGGAGGAAGUCGGGAGCUGUCCCCAGAGCCGGCACCGGAUGAGGGGGCCCGCCGAGACGGUGAUCCAGCUCCCAAGAGACUGGCCAGCCUGAAUGCCGCUGCCUUCCUAAAGCUGAGCCAGGAGCGGGAGCUACCCUUGCGGCCACCUCGUGCCCACCCAGAAGCAGAUGGGCACUCCACUGAGCCAGCAGCACUGAAGGCCCCGAGGCCAAAGUGGGCCAAGGUCAAUGGCAAGAACUAUCCCAAGGCCCGGCAGGGGGCUGGCUCUGGGGAGGCUGCAGGCCCACUCGGCUGGCAAGGGCGCCCUGAGGAGCCAUGGUCCUCGGCCACCCCUCGUGGGCCAGCCAGCCAGCCACCUUACCAGCCCCUGAGCAAGGCUCUGGAGAGCCCCUUGGGGCUGCGCCCCCACCUGCCCCUGCUGAUGGGUGGGCAGGCCGCCCUAAAGCCGGAGCCCGGGCGCCCAGGCGAGGAGUCACCUGCCCCCAAGCAGGAACUGCACCAGCCCUCUUUCCCCGCACCCCAGCUCUCCCCGCUCCCAAUGCCUGGCAACCCCGCCGACUACAGUGGCCUGUGUGGUCGGCCUGAGCUCACUGCGCUAGGCAACUUCUACCUGUAUUGCAGCCGAGACGGGCUGCAGUGUGGGGGCUACUCUUCCUGCCCCAUGCUCCCCGAGGGCAAGCUGUCCUCAGUGGCCGCACCUAACGAGGGGCUUCUUUUGGCCCCGAGCUCCGUGCCUGCGGGCACCCCUUUCCAGCACCCUCCAUGGGGUUCUCGCUACUGCUCCAGUGAGGAAACUGGAGUGAAUGGCUACAGCAUCUGUGAAAUGUUGCCCCCGUCUCUUACCCACAUCGGCACUACCUGUGGCGGCUGCCCCUACAAAAUGCCUUUUGCAGCAGAAGGCUGCCGGUCCCUGGGCCAGCUGGAGUUUCCUCUCCCGGAAGCUGGCCACCCUGCCUCACCUGCUCACCCCCUCCUGGGAUGCCCUGUGCCCAGCGUGCCACCUGCAGCAGAGCCUGUCCCCCAUCUUCAGACACCCACGUCGGAGCCCCAGACCGUAGCCCGCGCGUGCCCUCAGAGCGCCAAGCCUCCUAGCGGCUCCAAGUCAGGUCUGCGCACGGGCUCCAGCUGUAGGCACACUGCGCGGAGCAAGGCUGCCCGCAGGCCCAGCCACCCCAAGCAGCCUCGUGUCCAGCGCCCACGUCCCCGCCGCCGUCGCCGCCGCCGUACGAAUGGCUGGGUGCCAGUUGGGGCUGCCUGUGAGAAGGCCGUCUACGUCUUGGAUGAACCGGAACCAGCCAUCCGAAAGAGCUACCAGGCGGUGGAGCGGCAUGGAGAGACGAUCCGAGUCCGGGACACUGUCCUGCUCAAGUCAGGCCCUCGAAAGACAUCCACACCUUAUGUGGCCAAGAUCUCUGCCCUCUGGGAGAACCCCGAAUCAGGAGAGCUGAUGAUGAGCCUCUUGUGGUAUUACAGACCAGAGCACUUACAGGGAGGCCGCAGUCCCAGCAUGCACGAGCCUUUGCAGAAUGAAGUCUUUGCAUCGAGACAUCAGGACCAGAACAGUGUGGCCUGCAUCGAAGAGAAGUGCUACGUUUUGACCUUUGCAGAGUACUGCAGAUUCUGUGCCAUGGCCAAGCGCCGAGGCGAGGGUCUCCCCAGCCGAAAGACAGCACUGGUGCCCCCCUCUGCGGACUACUCAACCCCGCCACACCGCACAGUGCCCGAGGACACGGACCCUGAGCUGGUGUUUCUUUGCCGCCAUGUCUAUGACUUCCGCCAUGGCCGCAUCCUCAAGAACCCCCAGUAGCCUCUUCACACCCACACUGGGGCUGCCCACGGGCACGUGGGGCUCAGGGUAGGGGGCACCGCUUGAAGCACAGCACUUGGCUAAGGGGCCACAGGAGCCUGAGGUGGCUGGCCUGUGGCUCUCUUUGGGGGGGAGGGCAGGGGCCCCUAUGUGUUUGGGCCCCGUGGGAGGGAAGGGGAGGCCAGGGUGUAAGAAAAGCAUCAGAGCCCUCAGCUUGGCCCAGGGUGCCUCUGUGGUCCCCUGGGCAGAGGCUCCUGAAGAAGCAGUCUUCCCUGAGGCUGGGCCAAGCCUGAGGGGCAUGGGCCCUGGGGGGAAUGGGGGAAGGUCCUUCAGGAACCAGGCCCAAAAGGUCCUUCUUUAUCCUCCCCUGGGCCCUUCAAGGGGCAGUGGGAGCCGGCUUUUACCUCACCCACCCACUGUGACCCGCUGCUUCCCCAUUAGCCUGGGACCAGGCUCUCCCAGAUUCUAGCACAGCUCCGAGCUCAUUCCUUUCAGGCCUAGAGAGCCAGAGGCUGGCUCUCAGAGCGUUGACUUUCGCUUCCUGGACUUGGGGCCUCUCUCUGGCAUUCCUCCUUAGCCCCUUGCAGUAGCCCCUGGUGCUGGGACAGGUUACCAGCCCUCACAGUCAUGGGUGUGGCCCCCUUGUGGGAGUCAGCCUCCUGUCCACCUCUUGGUGAAGGCCACCCAGCAGGUCUGGCUUCCCAGAAGUUAGCUGAUCAAUGCAGGGUCUGUCGUGUCUGGGAGAGCAGAAGGGAGCUGGGAGGGGUGGGGGCAGAGGGCAAGAAAAUUGCUGCCUGAUCUUUGGAAGACUCUUCCUCUUGCCUUACACUUGGAGGUUCUAGGAAACCUCUUGCAGAACUUCACACAGGACUCUUCAAGCCACACCCACCUGAAAUCAAACCAAAGGAGUGCUGUGGCUCCCCUAGCCCUGCCACCCCUUACCCUAGUCUUUUGUAGAUUGCACUAAUUUACAUCCCAGCCAGAAUCAACACUGUAUCAGUUCACAGACCUGCUGAGCUGCAGCGGCUCCCUCUGGGAGCUAAGGGCCUGCAUUUUCAGUUUGUUCGUGUUGCCCCGGGGCCCAGUUCGCACCUCAUGCUGCCCCCCAGAGUAGAUUAGGAGGCUCAGCCCCCUGCUGUCCUUGCCAGGACUGGGCCCUGGCUCUGAGGCACUCCAUGUGGGGGCUGGAGCAGCCUGGUUCUUUCCUAUUCGUACCAAAGAGGAGCCUGGUAGGGAGAGGGAGUGUGGCUUGGGCCUGGCGCUGGGCACAUGCUGGCGAGAGAUUCCACAGGGCACAACCCUGGGGACAGGAGCCAAGGGGGGCAGCACUGGGUCCCCCUCCCCUAGGGAGGGGCAGACACAGACCCUGCAGGCUGAGGAGGUGGCACUGGGUGUGGCCAGUUGGGCAGGAGCUGGAAAGGGAGGUGGAAGCAAAUCCUGAGGGCACUCCCAGCAAUCCCCCAGGGCCGCACUGUUCCUGAGCAGACGGCCGCUCCUGAUUGGUCAUGGGGCUGGGGUGAGGCCUGGACCAUUCAGAGGUGAAUUUACACAUGGGAAGCCCCACCCCAAACCUGAAGGGAAGGAACUUGGGUUCCCAUGUAUUGAAUAAGCUGUUUGGAGGAAGGCAUCAGUCCAGGAGAGCGGGGGCAGGAAGAGAGGUUGGCAGAGUGGCUGUGGGUCCCUGGGGGCUUUGGAGAGCCAGCCUUGGGGCCUGCUCUUUCCCAGGGUGCUGGACCCUUGCUGCCAAGGAGCCCAGCCUCACCCAGCAGGAGAUGAGGCCCCUCCUCCCAGGAGGCAGGGUCCACUGCCCAGAAUUUAAAUGCUUUUGAAAUCUCUUAGAUGUGGAAAUAUUUUUUCGAACCUGAAAAUGCAGCUGGUAGAAUUUCAAUGGAAGCAUAAUUCAUGUAAAAUAUAUUUUAGUUGAUAUUUUGUAAAAUGCACUUUUUGUGUGUGUCGACCCUGGUUUCUCAGAUCUGUAUUUCAGUGUUUACAAGGGAGGGAGGACCUUUCCUCACCUCCCUUUUGACAGAGAUUAGAAGUACUUCUUUAAGAAAAAAAAUAAAUUUGAGAAAUUGUAUUGAUUUAGAAAAGGACCGUU